This is a messenger RNA of Hipposideros armiger (great roundleaf bat), 2812 nucleotides long. It is a transcript of the gene DNAAF4, whose product is annotated as dynein axonemal assembly factor 4. The transcript is spliced from 10 exons. Gene Ontology annotation, biological process: outer dynein arm assembly; determination of left/right symmetry; epithelial cilium movement involved in extracellular fluid movement. Lineage: Eukaryota; Metazoa; Chordata; Mammalia; Chiroptera; Hipposideridae. Gene Ontology annotation, molecular function: nuclear estrogen receptor binding. The coding region runs from base 162 to 1475 and encodes 437 amino acids. The record is from RefSeq and is a predicted model, not a curated record.
GCAGGGCGCCCAGGCAGUCAGGAGGGGAGUGCGCGGAGAUCACAGGGGCGCCGCGCCGGGGCCUGACCCGGAAGGGCUGGCGCGUGGUAACCGGCUUCCCUAGCAACCGAGCAGGCGCGAGUCCUAACCCGCCGGCCCAGCGGCUGCGUCCGCCUCCCGCGAUGCCGCUGCAGGUGAGCGAUUACAGCUGGCAGCAGACGAAGACUACGGUCUUUAUCUCUGUGCCCCUCCGAGGCGUCUGCGUCCGAGAUGCGGACGUGUUCUGCACGGAAAACUAUCUGAAGGUCAGCUUUCCUCCAUUUUUGUUUGAGGUGUUUCUCUACGCUCCUAUAGACGAUGAGAGCAGCAAAGCCAAGAUUGGGAAUAACACUAUUAUUUUCACCUUACAUAAAAAAGAAGCGGCCAUGUGGGAGACCCUUUCAGUGUCAGGUGUUGACAAAGAGAUGAUGCAAAGAAUAAGAGAGAAAUCUAUUUUACAAGCCCAAGAAAGAGCAAAAGAAGCUACAGAAGCAAAAGCUGCAGCAAGGCGGGAAGAUCAAAAAUACACACUAAGUGUCAUGAUGAAGAUUGAAGAAGAGGAGAGAAAAAAAAUAGAAGAUAUGAAAGAAAAUGAACGGAUAAAAGCAACUAAAGAAUUAGAAGCCUGGAAAGAACAUCAAAGAAAAGCUGAAGAACAAAAAAGAUUUCAGAGAGAAGAGAAAUCACAUCAACAAGAAAAACGAAUUGAAGAAGAGGGGAAAAAAUUAAAACAUAAAAGUCUUACUAAAAAUUCAGCAUCUAGAAAUCUUGCUACAAAAGGGAGAAACUCAGAAAAUAUAUUUUUUGAGAAGUUAAAGGAAGACAGUAUUCCUGCUCCUCGCUCUGUUGGCAAUAUUCAAAUCAGCUUUACCCCUCGAGUAUUCCCAACUGCUCUCCGAGAAUCACAGGUAGCAGAAGAGGAGGAGUUCUGGAGGCUGGCAAGUCCGAGAUCAGGGUGCUGGCAUGGAGGAUGGAGGUGGCUACACAAACAAGCAGAGGCACAAAGAGCAAUGAAUACUGAUAUUCCUGAACUUUGUGAUUUAAAAGAAGAAGAAAAGAACCCAGAAUGGUUGAAGGAAAAAGGAAAUAAAUUAUUUGCAACAGAAAACUAUUUUGCAGCUAUUAAUGCAUACAACUUAGCCAUAAGACUAAAUAAUAAAAUUCCACUAUUGUAUUUGAAUCGGGCUGCUUGCCACCUAAAGUUAAGAAACUUACACAAGGCCAUCGAAGAUUCUUCUAAGGCGCUGGAAUUAUUGACACCACCUGUUGCAGCCAAUGCUAAUACAAGAAUGAAGGCGCAUGUACGACGUGGGACAGCAUUCUGCCAACUAGAAUUGUAUGUAGAAGGCCUACAGGAUUAUGAAGCUGCACUGAAGAUUGAUCCAUCCAACAAAAUUGUACAAAAUGAUGCUGAGAAGAUUCGGAAUAUAAUUCAAGGAACAGAACUAAAAUGUUAAUGACUACUAGAAGCAACAAGGUAUUGUAAUAGGUAUUAAGUUUUUCGAAAAUAACUAUAGACAUUUGAAGUAUUUGUACAUAUUAUGGCUAAUUGUGCAGAAUCACUUUCUCUUUUGUACUUUAGCUCUGUAGAGGGUAAAAUAUUAUAAAUCUAUGGAAAAGAGUAUGUUUGACUUGAAUGGUGUCUGAAUUAGUAAAUCAAAAUAAGAAAAUCUAUUUUAAUUCUUCUUGAUUUUUAGAUAUAACUUAAUUAUAUAUAUAUUUUGUUAUGAAUUCAACUAGCCCUCAUAACUAACAAAAUAUUUUUGGCAUGAUGAUUACCAGGACACUUACUGAUUUAUUUUUAACAAGGUAGAAUUUUUAAAUAAAAGAUUGUGUUUAUAAAGUAUUUUUGUUUGUAGUAAAUAUACUAUUUAAUUGUCUGAAUAGUUGACCUUGGUAUAAUCAAUACUGAUGUUUUCACUUAGUUCCCAAAUGUGCAAAAUCUUUUUUUUUUUCUUUAACAUGCCUCUGCCACCUGUUGUUUGAAGAUAGAUCAGUUCAACCUAUCAAAACAGCUGUUUAGAAAAGCUUAUCUUCAACUUCAAACACCAUCUGGGGAAGAUAAGUUUUCUAGUAAGAUUGUUUUCUAGUACCUUCAAGUACACCAAAAAAAAAAAAAAAAAGCAAAAGGUAAAAUGUGAAUUUAGGAUAUUAUGUUAUUGGCAUUGGAUUGCACCACUAUUGGUGUUGGAUCACUGUGGUGAUGCAAGCAUUAAGCGAAAACAGUACAACUUCCCUUUUUAUAGGAAAACAAAACUGGGAAAAGUUUUUACAGUUUUUGAUCAUCUGAUGUCAUUCAAGAUGACUAUGGAUUAUAACACAGCCUUGUUUUUCUUUUUUAAAGCAAGGCUUUUUUGAACGUGUAAGUGUAUCCUAGUUCAGCAACCUUGAAACUUUUACUUCUACAAAUCAACUUUUGAUAACUUCUGUAGCAGUCCUGUCCAGUUAUCAGAACUUCUGAUGUGUUAGGCUUGCUUUUUCUUAUAAUCAUCCCUGGUUUGUUUGUUUGCUUGUUUUUAUUUUAAAAAAUAAAUGUCACCAAAAUGAAGGAAGUCUUUUAAUGUGUCAAAUACCAGUUUGACAUUCAAAAUAUAUUAACUAACCCAGUCUUUCUUCAGGCUCUUCCUGUUACCAUCCCAAACAGGAAACAAAAGACUGUGCCCAUUAGCUUGGAGGAGGUAGAAGGUAUCCAUGUAAGAAACAUCUAAACCAGUAAAGAAUUGUUAUGAGUUUACUUGAGCCAAACUCACAGCAUAUACCGAGAGCAAGAUCUCAAAUGCUUCAGAGAAUAUAG